Molecule: messenger RNA, 2770 nt
Organism: Xiphophorus maculatus (southern platyfish)
Lineage: Eukaryota; Metazoa; Chordata; Actinopteri; Cyprinodontiformes; Poeciliidae
Gene: b3galt1b
Product: beta-1,3-galactosyltransferase 1
Exons: 2
Coding region: 313-1302 (329 amino acids)
Cellular component (GO): membrane
Molecular function (GO): N-acetyl-beta-D-glucosaminide beta-(1,3)-galactosyltransferase activity
Source: RefSeq, a predicted model, not a curated record
CGAGCUCUGGGAUGCUGAGGCAGAACAGAAGCGUAUCGGCGGCACCACGAGUGAGAGUAGGAUGAGGACGCAGAAUGAGAUGUAAAUGGAGAUGCCAUGCUUUCGCCAAGAAUCUGGACAUUCAUUCAGUUUUAAAGUGCUUCACAUUGAAUUGCAAAAAGCAUCUCUUCUCUCUAAAGCAAUCCAUUAUUGACAAUUGAUGUCAAAACACAUGCUUGAGCAGCUUAAUGCUGCCUCACUGGGUGAAACCUCACUAAUGGAAGGAAAACCUUAUAAGAGCCAGCUCAUCAAAAUACACCUAAGACUAGCAUAAUGCCUUCGAAAGUAUCAUGUUUAUACAUCCUGACAGUGGUUUGCUGGGCCAGCGCAUUGUGGUACUUGAGCAUUUCGCGGCCGACGUCCACAUAUGUUGGUCACAUGGCUAUGCCUAAACGUAGGAUUGUGAAACCUCCUCCCAAAAACAUCACAUUCACCAACAUCCGCACGCGCCCCCUCAACCCACAUGCCUUCGAAUUUGUAAUAAAUGAGCCGAAAAAGUGUGAAAGCAUCACGCCCUUCCUGGUUAUUCUCAUCAGCACCACACACAAGGAGUUUGACGCACGGCAGGCCAUCCGAGAGACCUGGGGCGAUGAGGGCACUUAUAGCGACAUCCACAUUCUCACCAUCUUUCUUCUGGGGAGGAACACAGACGACGUGCUCAACCAGAUGGUGGAGCAGGAGAGUCAGAUCUUUCAUGAUAUUGUAGUGGAGAACUUUAUUGAUUCAUAUCACAAUCUCACCCUCAAGACUCUAAUGGGCAUGCGCUGGGUAGCGACAUUCUGCCCAAAGGCUCAAUAUGUCAUGAAGACAGACAGUGACAUCUUUGUCAACAUGGACAAUCUUAUUUACAAGCUUCUAAAGCCCAGUACCAAGCCCAGAAGGAGAUACUUCACAGGCUAUGUGAUAAACGGUGGUCCUAUCAGAGAUAUGCGCAGCAAGUGGUACAUGCCCAGAGACCUAUACCCUGAAAACAAAUACCCGCCGUUUUGCUCAGGCACUGGCUACGUGUUCUCCGCAGAUGUAGCCGAGCUAAUCUACAAGACUUCGCUGCACACCAGACUGUUGCACCUGGAGGACGUGUAUGUGGGGAUGUGUUUGCGUAAACUAGGCAUCCACCCUUAUCAGAACAGUGGGUUCAACCACUGGAAAAUGGCUUACAGUCUUUGCAGGUACAGGCGUGUCAUCACAGUCCAUCAGAUCCCCCCGGAGGAGAUGCAUCGCAUCUGGAAUGAUAUGUCCAGCAAGAAGCACCUCAGAUGUUAGGAGACAUGAGGAUCAACAAAGAACAACUCCAAUUUAUCCAGCUGACCCCUUACCAACCUCAUUUACUUUGGCCUUUAUAUCUUAUUACAAAUUGUCACAUUUAAUCAUGUAAGAACCUGCAGUUGCUUCUGCAAGUCCAUGUUUUAUGACACAUGGAUUAAUUAGCAUUAGCAUUACCAGUUUGUAUAGUCACUCACUCUUAAAGCAGUUGUUAAGGAGUUUUAAAGUUGGGUUCUGUUAAAGCGUUUAAUAUCUUUCCUGGAGAAUACAACUCUUAAGCAUGUUCAUUAAGUAUAAAUCUAGUUUGGUUUCUUCCAGAGGCUGAAACCUAUAUUCUAAAGCAGGAUAAAAGCAGAAUGUCUUAUACCACUCCAGUGAAAACAAUAUCACAAUUGUCUAACACACCUGAAAUUGCUGACUUACCUCUACAGUAUGCAGCCAAGUUCUCCAGAGUCUUGCUAAUGACCUCAUUUAUUAGACUCAGAUGUGUUGAAGCAGACAUGUCUAAAAAUGGUCCCUCGAGGACUGUAGUUAAAGACCCCUACUCUAGAGAGACCUAAAGAUUUUUGAACAUGGUGCCAUUUUUGAACAAUUGCACAAUCUUGGAGGAUUUCCAGACUAGUUUUAAGCAUCUAAAUAGCACUGUUAAAUAUAUAAUUUUAGCAGAUGAUGGAAGCUUUGUAAUCUUUGUACUAUAAAGUUUAAUGGGAACAAUUGAUACUGUUGAUUCCACAGUUUGUAUCUGGUGUCUGGAGCAUUUCAGUUACAGCCUAGGACUGGCAUAAAAAAAGAAAUUGCUGAUCUUAAUAUCAAUAAGUUUCUGUCUGCUCCAGCACCUCUUUUAUGUGGAGUUCCUUGGAUUCUGUCUUUUCCUCUUUUCUUUUCUUGUCUGUACUUACUCCGUUUGGCAUCAAGUCAUUGUAAGCUUGGAAUUUUCCAACGUACAAUGAAAGUAAAACAUAGGGUGUUAUAUUCUGCCAUAUCAGUAUUUAUGAACAUAUUGCUAAUAAAUUGGGCAUAAUUAUGGUUUUGGAAAAUUAAUAAACAGAUAAGCCUCACUUUGCAGAAAAGACGUUUAUAAAUAGAUAUGACAGCAAAAGCUAUAAAGACAACAACUAGAGAGAGUAAUACACAAGUUACAACUCACCUUGGUUACUACAGUGCACUUUAGGUUGAGGUCAACCACAGCCUUUUUCACACCACUAGCUUGCUCAAAGUGCUGUUUUGCCGUAUCCUACGGAAAUCUGGGUUUGUAAAGUGGUAGCUCCCAAACUUUGCAAUUUUAAAGUUACCUUUAAAAUUAGACAAGGAUCUUUUUUUAUUGUAUUGAGGUUUAUUUUUUAAACAUAUCUAGUGCCUUUUGGCAUAGUUUAAGUGGCACCAUUUCUUUUUUCUUUUAACCUUUUCUUACAUGUACUUAACAAAUAUAAGAUUUAGUAGAUUUAGUUACAUUAAAAAAAAUUGCUUU